UACGUACAUACAUCCAAGGGACGUGCGUGUUCGCUCCUUUGGUCUCCUUUCUUUCCGAGAACCACGAUCAGCACUGCUCGGCUGUUGUCGUUGGUCUACUGCCCGCUUAGACUAGGAAAUUGGAGCGAGACCAGCUGUGUGGAGAGCAAGUAAGCCGGGUGUGCGUGCAGGGAGAGAGAACAAUAACGGUCCUUCGCCAGCAGCCGGCAGGGGUAGCCUCUUCCUUCCACCGAAAUAUGAUGGAGGCGGAUUGGGCGAGGUGGGACGCGAUCGAGCUGCCUCAUGGCGGCAAGUUCAACUACUGGAACGAGCCUUACGCAGAGGUUUACGACUGGCACCCUUGGCUGCGAAGGUUCUACACUCAGCGCGAGAUUAACUACGACUGCAAGGAGGCGUGGCAUUGGACCCGCGAUAACAGCCCCUGGCUGCCCAUACUGGUCUGCAUGGGGUACCUCGCUUUCUGCUACGUGGGUCCCAAGGUGAUGGCGAACCGGAAGCCGUUCGACUUACGGAGGCCGUUGAUUGCGUGGAACUUCAUGCUCUCGGCGUUCUCUUUCGUUGGGAUGAUGAGGACGGUGCCUCAUCUGAUCCAAAUCCUCUACGUGUACGGGUUCAAGUAUACCAUUUGCGCCAAGCCCACGAUGUGGUACGGAUCCGGUGCCGUCGGGAUGUGGACUCAGGCUUUCGUUUUCUCGAAGAUCCCUGAGCUGGGCGACACGAUCUUCGUUGUGUUGAGGAAGAAGCCUCUCAUAUUCCUUCAUUGGUACCACCACGUGACGGUGCUGCUUUACUGCUGGCACUCGUACUUUGAGCAGACCACGUACGGCCUCUACUUCAUCAGCAUGAACUACACCGUGCAUGCGCUCAUGUACCUAUACUACGGGCUCGCUGGCAUGAGAAUCCGCCUUUGCAAGCCUUACUAUAUCACCACUAUGCAGAUCAGCCAGAUGGUGGUUGGCAUCGCCGUUUGCGUGGCAGGGGGCUACUACAUGGCCAUGGGCGAGACAAAGUUCAUUUCCAUGCCUAACUUCCAGGCGGGCGUCCUCAUGUACUUCUCGUACAUGCUGCUCUUCUUGCAGUAUGCGCUAGGCCGCUUCUUGCCCAAGGCUGGGAAGAGCAAGAUGUCGAAGGGAGGAGGAGGAGGAGGCUCGGUGGCAGGAAAGCCUAAAAUAGCUGCUUCUGGUGAUGGCGGUGCGGGUGCCGCAUCUUCGGUCGACCGAAAACCACGAUCAAAGGCGGAGUGAUUUGGUUGGUCGGCGGGGCCCUCGCCACGGCGGCGGAGUUGUUCUUGUGAUAGGUGGCGUUAUUUCUGCAUCAUCGUCUUCUCGUGCGAGAGGAAAACAAAAAAAACAGUCAAGAAGAGUGAUAAGUAAUGAACAGUCACGGCAAACGAUUAUAGCCGAUCACGUGUUCGAAGGAGCUGUGUGCGUGUGCGUGUGCGAAGCACGGGAAGCCCCUGGAAAGAUGUUGGGCGAGCUGGCUUGUCGCCAAUGGCGUUGGAUUUGUUCGUGGGAAAUGUGUGAGCAACUGGCAACAAAUUUGACACGGGUUCCUGCUGAUUUAGCAGCAAAUCGAUAGAUGGUUGGCCGACUCAUUGAGAAAGGAGGUGGUGGUUGUCGAUCAGUAGCUAAAUGUGUCGCCAUGUGUAUGUGUUUUACGCCCAGCACAAUUAGACGCUAAACGCAUGCUGCCUGGUACACACAAUUUUCCCGAAAACUUUGGGAAAUAGUUCCGAGGUAAAUAUUAUGUUCUGAGACACGAUUCUGAGGGUCGCGCGAUGUGCUUCGGAUUGAACGAUCUCUUGGAAUUUUGUCGCACUGCUGUAUGAUGAUGUCUUGUAUGGAAACUGUUGUGCUGUUGUCUAUUUUGUCUAUUUUUUCUCUUUUCUUCUUCUUUUUAGCUUGUUCCUUUUAAAUCAAUUCAUGACUUGAUUGACGCGACAGCGGGAAACCCGGCAAGUAGAAGUGGGCGUCUGGCGUGUUUUUGCGUUCCUCCUACAGCACAAGAUUUCUUGGCUGGUUGGGGCUCGGCAUGGUUUCCAGACUGAUUCAACAGAUCAAGGCAACCUUUGAACCUGCUGUGCGGCUCAUGUGUGGUUUGACGUUUCCGUGGGAACAGCGUUCACUCCUACAGUCGGUGCAGCGGCGGCAUGUUUCGCUGCUGUGGGUCUGACGAGUCGGCGAGCGAGGUUUGAAAUGGUGGGCAUCUGGGACGUAUCGCGAGGGCAGCAAUGCUGGCGAGAUGAAAUAAGGCACUGCUGUUCUCGGUGCUUCGUGCUCGCUCCCUCCCGGAAUAAUUCCCUUUCUUUUUGGUCAUUUUUUUGUGUCGGGCCUACUCAAGCGCUUUAUUAAUGAUCUACUGUAGUUGUUGAUCGAUCCACUUUUACCUCGGCCAUGGCUGCUCUCUAGUGGGCUAGCUUAGAACGGCCGAGAUUUGCCACUCACCUCGCUUGUAGCGGCGGGCUUGCGAAAAGAGCAGCCAUGGUGGAGUAUGUAUCGGUUCAUUGACGUCGCGCGGAGCGGCAUGUCUGUUCUGUUGCCUGUGGACACGGUAAGCACUCUUCUGACCAGAAGUAUGUAGUGGAGCCUCUCAGACUUGGCAAGCGAUCGAUUGAUGUCGGCAUGGGUGCGAUACAAUCGCCGGUGUCUCGAUGAAUCAGUGAGGAGUCUUGCGCGAGUACAUACCCACCCGCGGAACAAUCGGGAUGGUCGAUAGCUUCAGACAUUGGUGCCUGCCUAUGUACUGAAUAUGAUGUUUCGGACACAGAAAAGGCAACAGGAUGGGGGGAAUUGGAGAGAGACCCUCUCCUGUCAUAAGGCGUGCUCCCGUUGUCUCCUUCCGUUCGCCACGCUUGCCUGCUGCACGCAUCCAAGAGGAAUGACCUGUCUGUAUAUGUGGGACAGACCUAGGCACAAAAAUCACUUGCUUUUUUUUCACUCCGUAGACUACGAUGGUUUUUAGACGAAUUGUUGCUGCUGUGCUCCAGAACCAUGCUUUCGUUUCUCUGCCGUUUUUUGUUGAUGACUUGGGAGAGUGGGACUGGUAGUUCUGUUGCUACUGGGUAGGCGGGUGUGAUGCGAACACGUUUCUUUUCCGCGCGCCUGUGUCAACAUCAACAUUUUUUUCUUUAUUUUCCUUUCGCGGAGGAAACGGAACAGGGAUCGAUUGAUCCGUUUCUCCCCGUCAUUGUUUCUACAUUUAUUUGUAGGCUAGGGACAACACUACAUACCGCUGUUUUCGGUGUGGGACUGCUAAGCUUCAUCAGUUUUUCGCCGUGUGUCUGUUACUCUGCGACGACGUGUAUACAAGGCUUAUCGCAGACCAGAAAAAAUGGUCGCUCCCAGAAGCAGCGACUGAUUCGAGAUCGUGCAUCCACCCCCUCCCGUGUCGCGUUGUGUGUUUUCUUGCGGGCGGGUGUUUUCACUCUGUUCGGGGGGUGGGUGCUUGGCGCGUGACUCUCAUGUUGUGGUUGUAUUGGCGGGUAGUGUAGAUCGCCAUACACUGCACCACAGCAAUUUGGAAAAAGAUGGCAAACGGAUCCAAUGAAUCUAGGGGAGAGACGGAGUGGAGGGCCGUGACCAGCUGUGGUUGUAUUUUUGGCGGUCCGUGCAAGGAGUGUUGGGAAUGCUUGCGAUUGUUGUUCCCUCAAGUCAGGGAGCGACGGUUGGGAGGGGGCAUCACGUGAAAAUCGCGAGACGGUAGCGACAGGGCUGACAUGUGCCUAGACGGCCGCAGUGUAGAAUGGACGACAAUAGCAACGUCGUAGAUAUAGCAACGCGGUGGCAAGAGGAGAUGCGGGGGAGGGACGAGCAUGGUACAUGCAAGAGGAUGCCCCCCCCCCCAAGUUGAGGUACAGGAAAGAGUGAGUUUUUGUUGAGGGGAGGGAGAGAAUUGGGGACGUAACAUGUUUUAUCUUGUUAGCGCUUCGUUUUGUGGAAUGAAAAGGGGUGUCACCUGGGGAUGAUCGUGGCAACACCAUAAUGCACAACAUCCGCGACGUGCAAACUGAUGUCGUCGUGGAUGAUCAGUUCGAAGCAGAGACAGCAGACGGAUCGCCGUGUCUCUCUAGCGUCUGGUGGAAACCCAGCUUCCGACAGACAGACAAGACCGUUCGUGACAAGGUUGUUACUUCAAGAAACAUUUGGGUUGCAUUGGGCGACCUGCUUGUUUUGGGAGCUACCGCAAGAGUCGGAGAGAUGGCCCCCC
Molecule: messenger RNA, 4206 nt
Organism: Ectocarpus sp. CCAP 1310/34
Lineage: Eukaryota; Phaeophyceae; Ectocarpales; Ectocarpaceae
Source: the annotation of a GenBank genome assembly